CCUCUACGCCGAACGCAAGCGAACGACUCCACCCACUGUCCACGCGCACGGAAGCAAGAGCACAGAAAAUCCCAAACCCCCAACGGCCAUGUCUCCCCAACCCCGCCUCCUCCUCCUCCUCCUCGCCGCCGCCGCCGCCGCCGUCGCGGCGGCGGAGGCUGGCGGCGCGUCGCCCAACGGCGCGGCGAACGACGUCCUCGCCAAGUACGGCCUCCCGCCGGGCCUCAUCCCGGACUCCGUCGCCUCCUACACCUUAGACAAGGCCACGGGCCACUUCGAGAUCCACCUCGCGAGCACUUGCUACGUUCACUUCGGCUCCCACCUCGUCUACUACGAGAAGACCAUCACCGGCACCCUCUCCAAGGGCGCCAUCUCCGACCUUUCCGGCGUCCAGGCCAAGAAGCUCUUCCUCUGGGUCUACGUCACCGGCAUGGUCGCGCACCCCGACAAGGGCACCAUCGAGUUCCAGGCCGGGUUCGUCUCCGAGUCGCUGUCGGCGUCGUUGUUCGAUGAGGUGCCCACCUGUGGCGCUGGCGUCGGCGCGCAGCUGCGCGGCGCGGCGGGGGUGAUCGGGGAGCUUGGGCUGCUCCCCGUUGCGGAGGUUCACUCGGGUUUUGGCAUCUAAUGUACCAAUAUUCGGUGGUUUUGGUGCUUUUCUCAAUUAUGAUGUUUCACAGCUUUUCCUAUAUUUCAGAGAAAAAAAAAAUCAUGUAUGUAAAUCUGUCCCGAUUUGUUUAUUUUAGAUUAAGACAAGAAACCUUGAAUGACUUGGGCAGUAGUUUUAGGUUUCUAAUGUUCUUACUCACUUGUGCAUUAUUCUAUAUAACUAAAUGAACACUUUGAUUUGAUAAGAGUGCAAACAUAUGGUGCUGCAAAUGUGACCAUGUAGUUUUGUUGAGCCAUUUUGAUUGUUGGAUUUGAGUUGCUUGUUAUUUAUAUCUCCAUGUGUGGUAGAAAUGAACGGUAUGAUGUAGAAUUCAAUUUGACAUAUUCUAUGCAAAAUGAGUAGUGGUUUUAAUUUGGAAAUUCAAUUCUUUGCAGUGAAUUGCAUUCAAUUCUUAGAGAAAGGUCAUACAUACUCAUACCUUCACUAUCUUGUGCUUUGGUGAAGCUGACACUCCAUCUCAGUAUAGCAUGUACCAUCUUGAAAGACUAUGUUUACAUUUAGUAUUUUGUGCUCGCAGAAACUGUUGGUUUGUUUCUCUUGUUGUAUGUCUUAUACUCUUAUUGUUAUGUAAAAGACAAAUGGGUAUGCCACAUGAUUCCUUCAGUGGGACUAAGUAGGAAACAUUUUUUUUCCCUGCCAUAGUAGCGACUAUUCUUAAGGUGGGUCUAGGAAGUCUUAGAAUUCCUUGGUUUAGCCCCUUACAUUGGUAAUCAGCUCACCAUGGAUCAUGACUCUAAGUGAUACCUUUGUCUCAUACCACUUGACUGGAUCAACCCAGUAGUGGUAUAUGAGUCUUGGGCAGGACAAGCACAUCGUUGACUGGAAGUAUUUUGCCGGCCUUGUCAAUGAGUGCUUCGGGCCACCUUCUCGUAGCAAUCCUUUGGAGGAAUUGGCUUCCCUGCGCAAAACAGGUACCAUCGAUGACUACACCGAGCUGCGGGCAACUACAAGAGGUGCAGCUAGUUAACAUAUACACUGUAGGAUUGAUAGAGCCCUAAAGACUAACAUCGAGUUGCUUAACCCUCAUGAUAUGUAGGCCGUCAUGAGUUUGGCACAGGCUUAUGAGCAUUGUGCUAAUGUGGUGGUGGAUUUGGCUCGUCAUGGAGGUGCCAACACUGUUUCAUGUACUUCUCCGCCUGCUUGGAUGAUGUGACCAGCCCGCCUGCUAGGAUGUUCUAGCAUCAGAUGGUUGAAGAGAUGGCGGAAAGGCAUCACUUGAACCUCUGCUUUAACUGCACUGAGCAAUGCUUUAACUGCAAUGAGCAGUAUAGUAGAGGGCACAAGUGCAAACACCUCUUUGCCAUUAAAGUGAUCAACAAUGACGACGAGAACUAAGCCUCCUUGGUGAUGCUGAUUGGCGACCAGGAGGGUUGCCUCCCUUGCUGGAGUACUAUGAGCCUGUUGGGGAUGCUUUUUGGAGAAGGAUCUUGCAUCCUCGUCAACACUAGCACCACACACAACAUGAUUGAUGCAGCCUCAGGAAGACGUGCAUGCUUGGCAAAGGCUGCAUCAAUCAUCAUGUUCUUGGCACCAGUGUCGACAUGGAUGCGGACUCCUUCUCCAGAAAGCAUCCCUAGCAGGCGCAUAGAAUGUCAACCCCAAUCAGCAUCAUCAGGGAGGCGUCGUUGUCGUUGAUCACUUCAAUAGCAAAGAGGUGUUUGCACUUGUGCCCUCUACUGAACUGCUCAUUGUAGUUAAAGCACAGGUUCAAGUGACGCCUCUGCCAUCUCUUUAGCUGUCAGACGCUUGAACCACCAAAGCUCUUUAGCCGUCAAACGCUUGAACCACCAGAGCAGGCCAGCUGGUUCGAGCCGUUGCAGCACCCCCAGAUGGACGUCCUCGUCGAGCACGGAGGAAAAAUACGGGCAACAGUGUAAUUGUCAACAAUCCUUGUUUUGCGCGCAAGGAAGCCAAUUCCCCAAAAGGAUUGCUAUGAGAAGGGGUGCCAAAGCAGUCGAUGAUGUUCUUGUCAUGCACAAGACGCAUAUACCAUUGUUGGGCCGAUCCAGUCAAGUGGUAUGAGGCGUACCAUACCUUCUUGCCGUCGGGGAUGCAUUGUCCUUGAAAGAACUGGUCACACCUUUAAUCUAGGGGGGCGGGUCUUCCUUGCCGUUGUAGUUGAGGAAGGAGAGCUUGUGGUAGCGUGGAACGCUGAGGCUAUUGGCGGACAGAGUUGGAGUAGCGACGACAACAUCGGUCGCCAGAGUAGAGGAGGAAUCCAAUAUAGAUGAGUCGAAGAACGGCGAGACGGUGCGAUUUGCCUAGUUGACGAUCUCCGAGGUGAUGGAAUCGUUGCUGGCCAAAAUCGACGACUCGCCCAUGAAGGCGUGGCGUGCGGCCAAGGAAGCCGCGAUGGCUUGGCGAUGCUUGUUGUCUACCGCCGCAAAACAACUCUCUUGCUGGGUCAUGCGUUUGUUCAGGUUUGACUAGUUGAUCCACCUUGUUUGCGAUGGUCGACAAAAAGGCGUUGAAGUGAUUCCAAAUCUCUAGCAUGUUGGGAACUUCGUAAGGAGAAGUGAUUAAAGUGGAUGGGGGUGCCUGAUCCUGUUUGGAGGAGAGGAUUGCAGAGGUUUUAGCCAAAGUGGGUGAGUGGACGAGGUGGCGGGAGAGGUCACCAGCGAGGAGGAUGGCAUUGGCGUGCACGGGUGGUGGAGGCGGGUGUGGCCAGGGGAGGAGAGAACCUCGUUUCCAUGCUUAAUCCAAAAGAGUACAUCGCCCACAUGAAGGGAAAGGGUGCAGCUGCACCUCCCUUUACCCCUCGGCCCUAGGGCGCCAUUGGUAGUGCGGCAGCUGCCCUAACCCUAGCAGCUGCCUCCUCUGGAUCAGACCGACCCAGCUGGCCCAUGACACUAUAAGUAUAUACUUUGAAUAUGAAUGAACAGCAAGAGACUACACUAAUAGGGGCGCUGGAGUGAUCUUGUGUUUUUUCUUAAUAAGUGGGCACGCCCACAUGAAGGGAAAGGGUGCAGCUGCACCUCCCUUUACCCCUCGGCCCUAGGGCGCCAUUGGUAGUGCGGCAGCUGCCCUAACCCUAGCAGCUGCCUCCUCUGGAUCAGACCGACCCAGCUGGCCCAUGACACUAUAAGUAUAUACUUUGAAUAUGAAUGAACAGCAAGAGACUACACUAAUAGGGGCGCUGGAGUGAUCUUGUGUUUUUUCUUAAUAAGUGGGCACAAGUCUAAAACAUUAAAUAGUAAUGAACGUCAGGAGUACCGGUUUUUACUACAAAGCCUGAGAUCUUGGGAUGGAUUUACCUGUAAAAUACUUAUAUGCAUGUGACAAGAAAAGCGUAGUUUUGCGAUAGUUUUUCCAACUUAGUGUAAUUUUGUUAAAUUUACUCUAAAAGUUCAGCAUUGUUUAACUAUAUGCUCUAUGGGGAUUAGCCCUGAUUAUUGCCAAUUGAGUAUAAUGUUGCAUCUCAUCAAAAUUCUAAUCUGUCUCUAUGUUAAAUCUGCAGAUAUAAUUUUUUUCAUAUGGUGACAUUAAAGUGUUUUAUGGCUUUUAAAUAUUCUGAUUGCAAUAGAUGAACAAUUUGGUAGAAUAUGUAAUACGACAAGAAUGAUCAAACGAAUUUACCUUGUGAAGGCAGAUAACAUUAGUCAUAACUCAUGAGUCACGACCCUCGUUUCAUGUGUGGCCAUUCGUCCUCAGCCAUACAUAUUUGUGUUGGACUGUUAUCUCCACUCUGCUGUGGCUAGUUUUACACUGAAUAUCAAUUGCGUCAAUCAGCUUGGCAUCAACAUGGAAGUCAGGCCGGAUGCAGUAUGUGUCUCAUAUGACUGUUAACCAGAGUUGCGUCAUGAGUAAGUUCUGCCUCAAUGCCAGUCUUUGACAAUUCUUGCUUUCCCCCCUCUUUCCAGGCUUAAAACUGGAGUUGGGAAUCCACUUGCGACGAACUUCAGUAUCUUCCAGCAUGCGCAGAGCCUUUGAG
Messenger RNA from Phragmites australis (common reed), 4598 nucleotides. RefSeq lists its product as uncharacterized. The coding region runs from base 89 to 625 and encodes 178 amino acids. The record is from RefSeq and is a predicted model, not a curated record. NCBI's taxonomy places the organism in Eukaryota, Viridiplantae, Streptophyta, Magnoliopsida, Poales, Poaceae. The transcript is spliced from 2 exons.